This is a messenger RNA of Arabis nemorensis, 387 nucleotides long. The record is from the annotation of a GenBank genome assembly. Lineage: Eukaryota; Viridiplantae; Streptophyta; Magnoliopsida; Brassicales; Brassicaceae.
AUGUUAAUAGCUAUAGAUGAGACACAAAGGGAGAGAAACUCAAGGGCUCAUGAACUAGUUCAUCCAUUGAAGAACUUUUGUCAACUCAAGAAACCUAACGUGAAGACGGAGAUAGUGGUGGUUGAAACGGCGGAGGAAAAGGGAAAGACAAUAGUUGAGGAAUCAAAGAAACAAGGAGCAGGAGUUUUGGUUUUAGGACAGCGAAAGCGAACCUCGAAAUGGCGCGUGAUAUGGAAAUGGCGCGCAAAGGGAGGCAUGGGAGGAGGAGUGGUUGAGUAUUGUAUUCAUAACUCCGAUUGUAUGGCAAUUGCCGUAAGGAAGAAGAGUAACAAUGGAGGUUACUUGAUUACCACGAAACGUCACAAAGAUUUCUGGCUCUUGGCGUAA